Messenger RNA from Mytilus trossulus (common blue mussel), 624 nucleotides. Its product is annotated as histone H3.v1-like. Bases 98 to 490 code for a protein of 130 amino acids. The record is from RefSeq and is a predicted model, not a curated record. The transcript is spliced from 5 exons. Lineage: Eukaryota; Metazoa; Mollusca; Bivalvia; Mytilida; Mytilidae.
UUGGGUAUAAAAUGCAGUAGUUUAGAACAGCAAAUGCAAAACGGUUGUCUACCAGUCACAUACACAACAACAACAGUCCAGAAACAUCUCAUCCACCAUGAAGGUUUUCGUAAUACUGUGCGCCUUUGCUGCUUGUAUGUUUGCUGCCGGAGAUCCUGUGCCUGUGGUUGAACCUGCUGUGAUUGAUCCUCCUGCAUUGGAGAAAAGCGAUGCCGUUGUGGUUCCGGACGCGCCAGCAGUAGCUGUGGAAGCGCCAGUAGAAACAACAGAAGAAGUUGCCCCUGUGUCUGUGGAAGCGCCAGAAGAAGCAAGCGAAGAAGAAGAAGGUGACAGCAGCAGUGAAGAACAAGAAGAAGAAGAAGUAGAUGAUGAAGAUGACGAAGAAGAGGCAGAGGAGGAGGAAGAGGAAGAGGAAGAGGAAGAAGAAGAAGAAAUAGAGCAAGAAAAAGAGAGUGAAACAUCUGCUGAUAAUAGUGAUACAGUUGCAUAAUCAUCAUCAUAAAGUACUGGUUGUGAUACAUUAAUAACUAGCGCUAAUAAACAUGCUGCGACUCAGUAAAACAAACAUAUUAAAAAAUAGAUAGACUUUUAUUGUUCAAUUUAUUAAUAAAGUAUGCAACCACA